Dromaius novaehollandiae (emu) is the source of this 2932-nucleotide messenger RNA. Its product is annotated as phosphoserine aminotransferase. The record is from RefSeq and is a predicted model, not a curated record. Bases 75 to 1187 code for a protein of 370 amino acids. Gene Ontology annotation, biological process: L-serine biosynthetic process. The transcript has 9 exons. Gene Ontology annotation, cellular component: cytoplasm. Gene Ontology annotation, molecular function: pyridoxal phosphate binding; O-phospho-L-serine:2-oxoglutarate transaminase activity. Lineage: Eukaryota; Metazoa; Chordata; Aves; Casuariiformes; Dromaiidae.
UGGGCGGGCCGGCGGCGGGGGUUUAUCAGCGGCGGGGGCUGGGGCUGGGGGCACGGCGCGGCAGGGCGGCCAUCAUGGAGUGCGGGCGGCAGGUGGCGAACUUCGGGGCCGGGCCGGCGAAGCUGCCGCGCUCCGUAUUACUAGAAGCACAGAAGGAAUUGGUGGACUACAAAGGACUUGGUAUUAGUGUCCUUGAAAUGAGCCAUCGGACCUCUGAUUUUUCAAAAAUUGUAAAUACAGCUGAAAAUCUCUUGCGUGAAUUGCUAAAUAUACCGGAAAACUACAAAGUUAUUUUUCUCCAAGGAGGUGGAUCUGGUCAGUUCAGCGCAGUCCCACUUAAUCUGAUUGGCCUAAAGGAGGGCAGACAUGCGGAUUAUGUGGUUACUGGAGCUUGGUCAGCAAAAGCAGCUAAAGAAGCAGAGAAGUAUGCCAAAGUGAAUAUUGUCCAUCCUAAUCUAGGAACCUAUACGAAAAUUCCUGACCCGAGCACUUGGAAUCUUAAUCCAGAUGCAUCUUAUGUCUAUUACUGUGCUAAUGAAACUGUUCAUGGGGUAGAGUUUGACUUUGUACCUGAUGUCAAAGGAACAGUUUUGGUUUGUGAUAUGUCAUCAAGCUUCCUGUCCAAACCUGUGGAUGUUUCUAAGUUUGGUGUGAUUUUUGCUGGUGCUCAGAAGAACGUUGGCUGUGCUGGAGUUACUGUUGUAAUAGUUCGUGAGGACUUGCUGGGAUUUGCACUGAAAGAAUGCCCUGCAGUACUGGAUUACAAAACACAAGCAACAAAUGGCUCUUUAUAUAACACUCCACCAUGCUACAGCAUCUAUAUCAUGGGAUUGGUACUGGAAUGGAUAAAGAAUAAUGGCGGGGCUGCAGCUAUGGAUAAACUUAGCUCAAUCAAAUCACGAAUGAUUUAUGAUAUUAUAGACAAAUCUAAUGGAUUCUAUGUAUGCCCAGUGGAGAAAAAGAACCGAAGUAGAAUGAACGUCCCCUUCCGCAUUGGCAGUGUCAAGGGGGAUGAAGCCCUGGAAAAAAAAUUCCUUGAGAAAGCCGUGGAACUUAAUAUGAUAUCUCUGAAAGGACAUCGAUCCGUGGGAGGAAUCCGUGCCUCUUUAUAUAAUGCAGUGACUGUAGAAGAUGUUCAGAAGCUUGCAACAUUCAUGAGAAGCUUCAUGCAGAUGCAUCAGUCAUAAAUGCUCGUGGUUUAGAGCCAUGCUGCACAUCUAUGAAAUAAAAGCUAAAGGAUUUGAAAAUUACUGUGGUACUGCACAGCUGUAGCGCACAAGUUAUAUUGUCAUUUAGUUCUUGGAGCUCUUUUAGUUAACUACAUGGGGUUGAGGGCCCAGUCUUGCAAUGACUUGGACAACCUUGACUUUCUGUUUGAAGGUAGGGAUCCCCAAACCAAUCAGGACUGGUUCCAAAAUUUGUAAAGCAGACCACUUAAUUUGUAGUUAAACUGUGAGCAGCACUGAAAGAUGCUGUGGAUCUGAUUCUGACCUUAGACAUGCUGCUGUAAUGCUCUGUUGAAAUUCAUAGAGUCACUCUUGUUUCAUAUAGAUAAAACUAGAAUAACAAUCUACCCUACCAUUUGAAAAAUCUUUUACCUCUGUUAUUUCUUGUUUCUACAGUUACAAAUGACUUCUUUAAAGACACUGUUCUCAAUAAAUUUCAGAAGGCAAAACUUGUUAAAAGUCUUCCAUAGAGCUUCAUAAAUAGUACGUGACCGCACAAUGAGGCUAGAGCUGAGGUUAAGUGUUCUCUAAGGAUGUUUAGUUGGUUUAUCAGAUAUAUUUCAAAUGAACAUCAUGAGCAGUUCUCAGAGGAGCUCAUAUCUACAUUCCUGACUUCAGGCCUUUGCAUUUAGAUGUUUGCUCCCAUGUAUGAAACAGUCCCAUGACAGUCCCAUGUAGUAGUACCCAUUACUGUAGUUAACCUCUGUAGGGUUGGGCCUUUCUUUUUUUUUUCUUUUUUUUUUUUUUUUUUUUGGUGUUAGCGUUCAUAGGUUUAAAGCUAAGAUGCAUGAGUUUGUAGUGAAAUCAAUUUAUAAGAUGUUUAUUUCUCUGUGCGUUUUAUAUUUUAAACUUCUUUAGGUUAUUAAUUUUAUAUUCUUAUUUUAGAGCGUGCAUAUUUGAUGUUCCUACCAAAAGCCUCUUAUUUUAAUUUGUUACCCUUGCAUCCAACGGGACUGCUAUGUUCAAUUCAAUGGACCUGUGACUUUCUCUGCGCUGACUUCUUAGUCCAAAGUGCCACAGACUUUCUUCUCUGGUGCUCCUUAAAUGUCUUUCCUCUCUUCUAAUUGUUCCACUAUUUUCUUUGCCUUUUCAGUGAUUCAUUUUUGUCACCUUUGUAUGUGGGGCUCUGCCUAACUCCAGCCAACGCAAAUCUUGACUUCUCUUCCUUUUCCUCACAGUAGAUCACACUUUAGGUCCAGCUUUCUCACUUUAUCCUUAUGGCUUACUCCAGACUUUGUAUAACUUCAGUUUCUGCCUUACUGCAGUGUAUCAAAGAUCUUCAGAAGAUCUUAUAUUGUAAUACCCUUCUUGAGAGUUAUCUUUGCUUCUCAGCCUGUGAAUUUUACUACCAAUAAUGAUAUUUUGCCAUUACCCUGCUAUUUUAACUUACGUAACGUUGGACAUUACUGCAACUGGUUUCAGACUGUAAGCUCUUUGGGACAGGAUUGUGCCUUUCUUUGCCUUUUAUGUAACACUAGAAUGUGGUGAAGCUUUAGUAAUAUUAAUGAUGGACUGUUCCUUUUCUCGUGGAACCUCACAGCAAGUCAGUGGAGUUGCAGUAGGGAUGAAUUACAUUCAUAUUUGAAGAGUCAUUGUUUUAUGAUUGCUGUUUUGGAAUUUCUUUGUCAAUUUUGUUUAAUUAUUUGAGUUGCACUAAUCAGGUGAACAAAAUAAAAGACUUGUCACAGCAUGCUGUGAAGCAUCAA